AUGAAUGGAGGGGAUUCGGGCUGGAGUCGUGACGAAGUAUCGUCACAGUCUCAACCGCAAUCCCGAAAUGAGAGUGGGCCCCUUGACGAUGCGCAAAGCAUCUCUCAAUCGAUCGGCCUGACGAGCGGCAUUAGCAUCAGAAGAGAGGGCCAAGGGCCGACGCGCAGAAAAGGCGCCGAGCCGCCGGAACGGCGCAACGGAGCCGACAGCGCGAAGGAGGACAGGGCGGACCGGCCGCCAUGGCCGGUAUGGGCGUGGUCCAGAACAUCUCGGCGUAACAAAGCUACAUCAGCAUUCACCGAAGAACUGUGCUUGGAUCAAGGUGUGCUGGACGAGGCUAACAUUUCUGGACUACCCCGGACGUGUCAUGCUCAGCGCGGUGUGCAGAGGGGCUGGGGAAAUCGGACUGAAGAGCCGAUCGCAAGUGGCCGGCACGGGACCGAGAAAACGGGCAAAGGACACGAGGGGUGUGAGGGCCAGGCGAGGGAGAAGGACAAGGGGCAGGAGGCUGGUGGAAGUGGUGGAUGGGCAGCGUGGGCGGGGUGGGAGAGGCGCGGGGACGGAGCCGGAGGCUUUGGGAAAGAGCGAUUCAAGGAUCAGCGCUGUGGCCCAGGCACCGAGCAAGGCGCAUACUCGGUAGAUCAACCGUUCAGGUAUCCAUCUCGUCUCCUCACCGAACCUGAAUCUCAGCCUUGUGCUGCUCCUGGCGACGUGCCGAACCAUCCAGCCAACCAUGCUGACUCGGGUCAUCCUCGCGCCGCCUCCCCCCACGCUCUACCAGAUGAGGGCCACCCAGCCAAUACCAUCGAUACACCACCGUCUCCCUCUUCCAUAGCAUCUCACUUCACUUCCUCUUCUUCAUGCUCCCCUGCUAGCGACAUGCCUGGCGGCAGGCAGAGUCCACCCGCCGAUCCUCCGGAGCGCGUCUCCCACGUCGCCGUCGACAGCGACUUCUUUGCACCCCCUCCGCCAGCGUACAGCACGCAGCCUCCCCUUCCACCACUCGCUUCCACUACAACCACAUCCUCCUCUUUCGACACCAAGGGCACAGCGGCCACCACGAGCAGCCUGCGGCUCGACUCCAAGCUCAGUAGCAUUUCCGAAAUCGAGAAGGGCGUCUACCAAUCACUGUCCAAACAUGACUGGAUCGACAACGAGCAAAACUCUACCACCAACAGCUCGGAACACAGCAUUCGAUCGAUCAUCCACAAGAACGUCCUCAACCCUAUUCUGACCUUUCUCAGUCCCAAGUUCAAGGACAAGGAAAUCGAGCGGAAGUUCAGGCGCGAAGACAUCUGCGGAGGAUCGGCCGGCUUCUACGGCGUCGCAGACGGAGAAGAGUCGAUAUGCGGACACAAGGAGUCGACGGUCGCGUUCAUGCUCUUCGGAGUCAUCUUUGGCGUGCCGACCCUCGCCGUCAUCGGUCUGCACCAGAACCGCAUCCUGCACAUCGUGUGCGCUGCUGUAUGGAUGAUCCUGUCGGCAGCGCUGCUGCUCCGUAACCCAUCGACGCCGCCGCUGUUCAUCCGGAACAUUGUUAUCAUGUUGAUCUAUCACACGCUGCUGGCGUCGAUCGAUCACUUGAGAGAACGGACGGAUCGACAACUGUUCUCCUCGCAGAACCAGAUCAGGAUGCAGAACAUCGCCAUGCGGGAAGCGCAGGCGAUGGAGCAAAAGGCGCAAGCGACUAAGAAGAGCUUCGUGUCGUACAUCUUCCACGAGGUGCGAGUGCCGCUGAACACGGCGCUGCUGGCGUUGCAGAAUCUCGACGGCGAGGACGUGUUCAGGGACCUGGACAAAGACCAGGCGAUCAUGGUUCUGAACGACGUCCUCUCGCACAGCAGAAUGGAGCAGGGCACGCUUGUGCAGGCCAAGGAGCCCUUUGACUUCCACAAGUCGAUGCACAUUGUCGGGCUCUCAUACCGUUCCCAAUCCGAACUAUCGGGCGUUCGAUUCGAGCUCGAGCUCGACCCCAUGAUCGACAUGGUCGCGCCCGCUUUCAUCGGAGACGAGAUGCGACUGCGGCAGAUCACGAGCAACCUGGUGUCCAAUGCGCUCAAGUUCACUGAGACCGGAGGCACGGUACGCCUCGUCACGAAGCUCAUCUUCCCGCCGCUCGCUAGGACCUCCAACGGUGACUCCGCCAAGGACGGCGGGUCGUAUGAUCUCGUCAUGUCUGACGGAUUACAUCAACUCCGUCGAUCCUUCGAUGUCAGUACUACGACGACCUCCAGGCCCCAGGUUCUCCCGCGCUCCGCGUCUUCGCCCGAGACAUCAACGGGGAACUCGGACAAGGUCGUUGUUCGCGUUGAAGUCCACGACACAGGAGUCGGCAUCAACGCGGCCGAGCUCGUGGACAAUAACCUGUUCUCGCCCUACGUUCAAACGGAGAUUGGACGGAGGCAGGGUGGCAAGGGUUCCGGUCUCGGCCUCGCGCUCGUAAUGCAGAUCAUCAAGCUCUCGAAGGGCCGCCUGGGAGUCGACUCAGAGAUCGGCAAGGGCUCCUGCUUCUGGUUCGAGAUGCCUUACACGAUCCCAUCUGCAGGCGACGAGCUUCCGCAAGAGUCGCGCCACAUUCUCCUCACCAAACCGUCGUUCUUGCACGUCAUGGGCAGCCCUCCAACUGCCAAGGACGGCCUCCCGAAGCGCCGCGAUUCAGUCGCCUCCGCCGACGACUACCUUGACUCUAGUGGCGAGCCUGGUUCCGGAUUCCGUCGCGCGACUUUCAACCACCCCACAAGCAUGGAGGAGAUUACCUCACAUUCCGCCUCUCGCCACACCCGAGCUCAGUCAUCAGGCUCGUUCUUCGACAACAUGCACGGCUCUCAGCUUCCGGCUAUCCCUUCCUCACCUUGUGGCACCGCGUCUCCGGUUGAUCCCCUCGAUGCCGCUGGGGAGGACUUGAAGCGAAUGUCCCAGGUGCCCAGCAAAGACGUCAUAGACAGCUGUCCGCCAGUGUCGAUCGAAACCCGGCGUUCGCUCUCAGUUAGCUCGAUACCCUCACUACCCACACACAAAGCUCCGCACUCUCACCACGCCACGGACAUGCCCACAGACAACUCCAACUCUCCCCCUACACUUUCUCCGGAAUCGCCACCCGUCAUGAGCCGCAAUUCCAGCGACGAGACCGACAUCUUGACUCCGGAGAUGUCGCCGAAGCUCCAUUUAGCGGACCUCUAUCAGCCGCUUACAAACCCAUUGUCCUCGAUGAGCGAGCAGUCCCCUACCACGGAGACGGUACCUUCUACCUCAAGGCACCGGAUGGAUCAGAGGCGAAGGUCGUCUGGACGAUCGCUCUCCGCACUUGUUGUCGACGACGACAGCCUCACGCGCCGGCUCAUGUCUCGCAUGCUCUCACGCUUGGGACACAUGGUGACGACAGUCGACAACGGCAAGAAGGCUGUCGAUCUCAUCCUCGAGAACGCCGCGGAUAAUCCAUUCGACAUUGUCUUCCUCGAUAACCAGAUGCUAAUCAUGACGGGCGUGGAGGCUGUGGCGGCCUUGCGCCAGGUCGGGAACGACACGUACGUCGUCGGCUGCACCGGAAACGCACUGCGCGAGGACCAAGACGAAUAUCUGUCAUCAGGCGCCAAUGCCAUUAUCGCCAAGCCUGUUCACCAGGCGGCCAUCAUCGAACAUCUCGCCGAGGCUAAACGAAGGAGCGACGCGAAGAAUGCAAGAAACGAACACUAA
Messenger RNA from Trichosporon asahii var. asahii CBS 2479, 3693 nucleotides. RefSeq names its product two-component sensor molecule. The record is from RefSeq and is a predicted model, not a curated record. Gene Ontology annotation, molecular function: histidine phosphotransfer kinase activity; phosphorelay sensor kinase activity. The transcript has 4 exons. NCBI's taxonomy places the organism in Eukaryota, Fungi, Basidiomycota, Tremellomycetes, Trichosporonales, Trichosporonaceae. The coding region runs from base 1 to 3693 and encodes 1230 amino acids. Gene Ontology annotation, biological process: protein autophosphorylation; phosphorelay signal transduction system.